Molecule: messenger RNA, 783 nt
Organism: Aureobasidium namibiae CBS 147.97
Lineage: Eukaryota; Fungi; Ascomycota; Dothideomycetes; Dothideales; Saccotheciaceae
Exons: 2
Coding region: 1-783 (260 amino acids)
Source: RefSeq, a predicted model, not a curated record
AUGCCUUCCAUCACCAAGUCUCUCCUCUUCUUGGCCGCCUUCCAGGCCUUCACUGCCGUCGCAGCGCCCAUCCCUCAGCUUGCUGGAGAGGGCGCUGCUUGCGACUCUGUUCUCAGCAGCACCGAUAACGGUGUGGGCUAUGGCGUUGAAAAUGCCUUGGACAACACUGCAGACGCCAUUAACAAAGUAAGCCGCCGUCAGUUGGCUGGCGAGGGCGCUGCAUGCAACUCUGUCCUCAGCAGCACCGACAACGGUGUAGGCUAUGGCGUCGAGAAUGCCGAAGACAACACCGCUGCCCUUCUCGGCGGAACUGCAUCCAGCACCACUACUACCUCUGGAGGAAGUGGAGGUGCCGCACCCCCACCACCCAAGGGACCCAAGGUCAAACGUCAAGGCGACAAGAUCGCCAACGGACUCGCCAACGUCCUCACCGCUGCCAAGCUAGGUCCUGUGGCUGACAUCGAGAAGAACGUCGGAGACAAUGCCGAUGGUGAACUCACCUCAGCCGCCGCCGAUGCUGGUGCUCAAAUCGGCACUGCCGAAGAAUCGACACUUGAGGGUGUCGGCAAAGCCAUUCCCAGAGUCAAGCGUCAGGGCGACAAGAUUGCCAAUGGAGCUGCCAAUGUUCUCUCAGCCCUUCACCAGAACGAUCUUGCUGAUAUUGAGAAGGAUAAUGGCGAUACUCUUGACGGCCAGCUAACCUCUGAUGCUGCGAACCUCGGUGCACAAGUUGGUGCUUACGAGGAGAAGACUCUUGAGAACGCUGGCAAGUCGGUGCCCUAG